Acipenser ruthenus (sterlet) is the source of this 2551-nucleotide messenger RNA. Its product is annotated as dehydrodolichyl diphosphate synthase complex subunit DHDDS-like. NCBI's taxonomy places the organism in Eukaryota, Metazoa, Chordata, Actinopteri, Acipenseriformes, Acipenseridae. Gene Ontology annotation, cellular component: dehydrodolichyl diphosphate synthase complex; endoplasmic reticulum. The transcript is spliced from 8 exons. Gene Ontology annotation, biological process: polyprenol biosynthetic process. Gene Ontology annotation, molecular function: ditrans,polycis-polyprenyl diphosphate synthase [(2E,6E)-farnesyl diphosphate specific] activity. The record is from RefSeq and is a predicted model, not a curated record. Bases 177 to 1121 code for a protein of 314 amino acids.
AGACACCAACAACACAGAAAAUGUCCUGGAUUCGUAAAGGGGAGCUGACUCUCAUUGAGCGACUUUCUGCAAAUAUUUUAAAGCUUUGAAAGCAGUGAUCCCUGUAGCUACACGUGCUUGCUGUGGAGGGCUCUGGUGUGUUCAUCGAUCAUACCCCUGUUCUCCAGGCUGGACCCAUGCCGAAACAUGUCGCCUUCAUUAUGGAUGGAAACCGUCGAUACGCCAGGAAACUGCACGUGGAGAGACAGCAGGGGCACACGCAGGGCUUUGACAAACUGGCAGAGACGCUACGUUGGUGUUUGAAUCUGGAAAUCAGGGAGGUCACGGUCUAUGCCUUCAGUAUUGAGAAUUUCAAGCGUGCGAAGGACGAGGUAGAUGGGCUGAUGGAGCUGGCAAGGCAGAAAUUCAGCAGGCUUCUGGACGAACAAGAGGACCUGGAGAAACACGGGGUGUGUAUCCGAGUGCUGGGAGACUUGACCCUCCUUCCCCUGGAUAUCCAGAAACUGAUUGCACAAGCCGUGCUGGCAACCAAGAAUCACAACAAGUGCUUUCUGAAUGUAUGCUUUGCCUACACCUCCAGACAUGAGAUUACCAAUGCAGUGAAGGAGGCGGCCUGGGGCGUAGAGCAAGGACUGAUCAAGCCGAGUGAUGUAUCUGAGUUUCUGCUGGAUGAGUGUCUCUACACCAGCAACUCCCCUGACCCUGAUCUGCUAAUCAGAACUUCUGGGGAAGUCCGACUCAGUGACUUCCUUCUCUGGCAGACCACCUACUCGUGUUUAGUGUUUCAGUCCAUCCUGUGGCCAGAGUAUUCUUUCUGGAACCUUUGUGAAGCUAUCCUGCAAUAUCAACUGAACCACCACGCCCUACAGAAAGCCAGAGAUCUACAUGCAGAGGCCAGGGUCCUUCAGCAGCUGGAAGCAGAUCGUUGUUGUGCAGCUGAACUGUUGCAACAGACUGGGCCGGGGAAGCCACUGGACCCACUGCUCAGACAGGAGGCUGUGCAGAAAUACACUGCUGAGCGGGAGGGGAGAGUCCACAGCUUCCUAACCGCCCUGCAAGAGAAAAGAGACCGUUUCUUUACUGACUUAAACAAGGGCUCUAUAGCAUCUGCAAAGGCAUAGCCCUGAUUCAACGCAAUUGAAAUGUCCAUUUUUAUUUAACCAAGCAAUUUGACCCCUAUGGGGAAUUUGAGACAAAUGAUUUACUUGGUUGUCACGAUAGAAAACAUUUAAAAUGCUAUAAAUGUGUAUAUGUACAUAUUUUUUUUUAUGUGGAACUGGUUUUCAUUUACCGGUCGAAGUAACGGUUGUGCUGCGUCAAAACGAAUAAUGUGCCCUUUCAGGUCCAAAUUUCUAUGAAAGCAUGCAUGCUGUCCUGUUAAAAUGGUUUUCAUAAAAUAUUAUUAAUCUUCCUUCCUAUUCAGAUUAAUUAUUAUUAUUUUAAUUUUUUUUUUGCCUCAAAUCUUGAAAUUCGAAGGCUGCACCAACACCUAGCAGCUGAGGCUUCUGUCUUGAGUUUGUCGUCUGCCCCUGUACAUUUCUGUGAAGUACUGCUGUAUUUGGAUAACUUGCAGCUUUUUGGAAACCAUUUUUUCAUUUUUUCUUUUGUCAUCCCUGUAAAAUGUUGAGUGAAGAAGACAUUGAUUCACGCUUUAAACAAUAAAAAAAAAACAAUAUAAUUCUACAAGGUGGACUAAAAAGCAUUUUGUGGACAAAGGUAACUGAUUACCAUGUUGAGCAGGUGUUUGUGUGUGUGUCCCCGAGUGACAAGCAUAUAGUGGAGUCCUGACUUUACUUUGAAGUCUUGGAUUUCCUGUAGGCUGUUGAAUGUUGUCUUAAGAGAAAGCAAAAUGCUUGCUGAAGUGAAUGUUUGUGUUGGAGUCUGUGUGAGGAUUAUAAUUUAGCUGAUAUACAUAUUUCUAUAGUGUACGUUAAAACGUACUCUGCGUUAGUGAAGCGUGUGUGGCAUGUAACUUGAUUUUUUUGGCAAGCCAGCAGACUCAGAAAUAGAAUCUGGUGUUACUGGGUGGGGGACAUGGCAGCUUCUUCAGAUUGUGCUCUUUGCCCUGCACUUAUGCUUUAGGUUGCCUGUUCAUUUUGCAAAGUCUCAAUAAAAUCGCACUAUUGCGUUUUUUUGGUUAUGUACACUUUCAGCUGCCAAGGUUUUUGUUUAAUUUCACACAGAUGCAAUGCUUGCGAGCCAUGCAUUAAUAAUCUACACAAUAGCAACUUUGCUUCAUUGUAAAGGAAGGUUUAGUAAAUCCACUAUGUGAAAUGAAGGAAUGAUUUCAUUUCAUGAUAUUUAGCACCCACAUAUAUUUCACCGUUUAGACGUACCGUGGAGUAUCCUGCAUUAGCUCAAAGCCAACACUAGUCCUUGUCAUCUGUUUUUCGAGUGAUGUUUAAUACAUUUGUUAAGAAAGUGAAUGUUAUCCCAAACUUUUAGGAGUCAUAUUCCUGCAGCUUUCAAGUGCGUAAGUAAAUUAAUUCACUUUUUUUUCAUCACUUUUAAAUGAUUGCAUUUUUUAUAUUGGUAUAUUUAAAAUUAACAG